AUGACGAGUCGAUUCCCUGCAAACCCAUUCGCACCCUCCCCUCGCAAGCAGGAAUCCAUACCCACACGCCAAGCUCCCCCAGCCCAACAACAAGGCCGUCCAGUACCUCAGCCACAAGACCGCGCCUACUCCACACAACAACCCCGCGGCUAUACCGUUGCUGGUCUGCCCGCUGGUGGUGGCAACGCACUAGCCCUCCGUAACGUCGUAUGUGUGCAUCCUGCUGAUUUUGGGAAUAUCGGAUAUCUCCUCCUCAACAACCAACAAGCACUCGCCGUUCAACCGGAUGAACACGUCACACCGGGUCAAAUUGGGUUCGGUGUUGCGCAGCGUGAAUGGUGUCGUUUGGCUGUCGGUGAUCAAGUUACCGUGACACCUUGGGAUCCCUAUAGCCAAGGCGAAAAGGCACUCGUGUAUAUCGGCUCAAUGGAUCUAGAAGUUGGGUUUUACAGCAAGAAUCGAACGACAGAGGAAGCCUUUGAUCCUGAAGAACUACAAAAACAGCUAUGUCGGAAUUAUGAGCAUCAGCCGUUUGCGCCAGGUCAAUUGCUGGUGGUGGAUUUCAAGAGUUAUAUGAUUAAAGCGUGCGUCAAGGCUGUGACAUUGACGAGUUAUGCCGUUGCAAGUGAAGAAGCAGCUGCGUCAUCAGAUCAUCCAGGCACACGCGGCAUUUUGACGCGCGACUCGCAGAUUGAGUUCUUUAGGAGUGGCACAUUACCCAUCCAAUUGAAAGCAUCGACUCGACGAGCCCCCGCCAAUGCCAUCAUUCAACCGUCCUUCAAGUUUGAGAAUAUGGGAAUCGGUGGUCUCGAUAAUGAAUUCAGCAGUAUCUUUAGACGAGCCUUUGCCUCGCGCGUCCUGCCAUUGGGCAUCGUUCAGCGAAUGGGAUUACAGCACGUCAAAGGUAUCCUCAUGUACGGACCGCCUGGUACAGGCAAGACCCUGAUGGCGCGACAAAUUGGCAAGAUGCUGAAUGCAAAUGAACCCAAAAUCGUUAAUGGUCCUGAAAUCCUCAACAAGUUUGUGGGUCAAUCAGAGGAGAAUAUCAGGAAGCUCUUUGCAGAUGCGGAAAAGGAGUACAAGGAGAAGGGUGACGAGAGUUCGUUACACAUCAUUAUCUUUGAUGAGCUCGAUGCAAUUUGCAAACAGCGUGGAUCUACAGGUGGUGGCACGGGUGUCGGUGACUCGGUGGUCAAUCAGCUGCUCUCCAAAAUGGAUGGUGUCGACCAACUCAACAAUAUCCUCAUUAUUGGUAUGACCAACCGACUAGACAUGAUUGACGAAGCCCUGCUACGACCAGGUCGAUUGGAAGUCCAUGUUGAAAUCUCCCUACCAGACACACACGGUCGUUCACAAAUUCUCAAAAUCCAUACAAACCACAUGCGGACAAGUGGUAGUCUUGCAGGUGAUGUGGAUGUUGAGGAACUCGCUGCAUUGACGAAAAACUUUUCAGGCGCAGAGUUAUCGGGUCUUGUACGGUCGGCUUCGAGUUUUGCAAUGAAUUCCUAUGUCAAGGGCGGUACGGUGGCUGCAUUUGAAAAGGGGAUUGAGGAUAUGCAGGUGCGUCGUGAGGACUUUAUGCAUGCGCUGGAUGAGGUACGACCGGCGUUUGGCGUAUCAGAGGAAGAACUCUCCAGUGUUGUUCAGUCGGGCAUCUUGCACUAUUCCCCUCAAAUUGGUGAAAUUUUGAAAGAGGGACAGUUGUUUAUCAACCAAGUACGCAAGUCUGAGCGUACGCCACUUGUCAGUGUCUUACUCUAUGGUCCUGCUGGUGCCGGUAAAUCUGCCCUUGCAGCAACACUUGCCAUGCAGUCCGACUUUGGCUUCAUCAAGCUCAUUUCACCAGAGAGCAUGAUUGGCAUGAAUGAGGCUCAAAAGGUCAAUUGCCUAAACAAGGUCUUUACAGACAGCAACAAGUCACAGUUGUCGUGCAUUGUUGUGGACAAUAUUGAGCGUAUCAUUGAUUGGGUACCUAUUGGCCCACGAUUCAGCAAUACUGUCCUUCAAGCACUGAUGGUCCUGAUGCAGCGGAAACCACCAAAGGGACGGCGGUUGCUCGUGCUGGCCACAUCGUCAGAACGUUCUGUCCUUGACCAAUUGGGUCUGCUGAAUACCAUUGACAGCGAGAUUCCUAUUCCGGAAGUCGCAGACUUGCAGCAACUCGGUCAGCUUGUUGGUGAACUUGGCUUAUUUGCAAAUGAACGCAGCUUGCGAGAUGCCUUGGGCAAUCUACAGCAACUGGUUGGUGGUUCACAAGUGGGUGUGGGAGUCAAGCGGGUCCUCAUGAUUGGCGAGGCUGCUGCCCAGGAUGAGGAUGUGGCGGGUAGGUUUGUGGAUCUCAUGGCCAAGUCUAUCGCUGAGAAUGGCACACGGCAGGCGUCUAUGUAG
Molecule: messenger RNA, 2388 nt
Organism: Protomyces lactucae-debilis
Lineage: Eukaryota; Fungi; Ascomycota; Taphrinomycetes; Taphrinales; Protomycetaceae
Product: P-loop containing nucleoside triphosphate hydrolase protein
Exons: 1
Coding region: 1-2388 (795 amino acids)
Biological process (GO): SNARE complex disassembly; Golgi to plasma membrane protein transport; intra-Golgi vesicle-mediated transport
Cellular component (GO): Golgi stack
Molecular function (GO): ATP hydrolysis activity; ATP binding
Source: RefSeq, a predicted model, not a curated record